Molecule: messenger RNA, 513 nt
Organism: Cucurbita moschata (crookneck pumpkin)
Lineage: Eukaryota; Viridiplantae; Streptophyta; Magnoliopsida; Cucurbitales; Cucurbitaceae
Exons: 3
Coding region: 1-513 (170 amino acids)
Source: RefSeq, a predicted model, not a curated record
AUGGCGGAAUCAGCCAAAUACAGCUUCAAAAAUUCGGAUGUUGAUUCAACACAUCCUUAUUAUAUUCAUCAUUCUGAUCAACCAGGAUAUUCACUUGUUCCAAUCAAAUUAAAUGGAACAAAUUAUCAAUCCCGGAGUAAAUCAGUUAUGCAUGCUCUCAUUGCCAAAAAGAAAAUUGGCUUCAUUGAUGGCACAAUUGAAGAACCGUCUCAAGAUGCAAAUUCAAUCGAAUUUGAACUAUGGAAUCAGUGCAACGGUAUGAUAAUAUCUUGGUUAACUCAUUCAGUUGAAGCAGAUAUCGCUGAGGGUAUUAUUUACGCUAAGACAGCUCGUCAAGUGUGGGUUGAUCUUCACGAUCAAUUCUCACAAAAGAAUAGUCCAGCAAUUUUUCAGAUACAAAGGUCUAUAGGAAUGAUGUCACAGAUUGUACAAGCCUUAUCUGCACUCAAUCAUCGUCCUUUUGGUAAUUCUGAUAAUAACAUCAAUGUUGCAGUGGAGCUACAGAUCAUAUAG